Molecule: messenger RNA, 1460 nt
Organism: Acipenser ruthenus (sterlet)
Lineage: Eukaryota; Metazoa; Chordata; Actinopteri; Acipenseriformes; Acipenseridae
Gene: vhll
Product: von Hippel-Lindau tumor suppressor like
Exons: 3
Coding region: 252-725 (157 amino acids)
Source: RefSeq, a predicted model, not a curated record
CGUCCCCUAUGUGAUGAUGAGCCUGCCUGCGUUAAUCGAGAUCGCUACACUACAUUGGCGGAAAAUGGCCAUAAGAUUUUUUUUAUGAAAACGCAGAAUAUUUCCCAUUCCACGCUUGUGACGUACCUGCGUCACCGCCCCACAAUCCGAGUGCCACAGUUGAAGUGCGUUUUUACCAUUUCAAAUGCAAGCUACACAGCAAAAAGAAUAGGUACCCUUACAAUUUCCUGAAUUAUUUGCUGCGUGUUAAUAUGGCGGCUGAAGGGGAAGAGCCUGUAAUCGUAUCCCUUAAAUCUUUAAACUCGGAUGUCGUCACCAAUGUUACUUUUGUCAACAAAACCAGGCGAAAGGCCAGGGCGUGGUGGCUGGAUUUCCGUGGUGACCCUGUUUCUUACGGAGACAUAGGACCCGAUGACCGACUGAGGAUGACCACUUACUUAACUCACCCGUGGAUUUUUCGUGACACGGAUACCGGUGCAAAACUGCUGGUAAAUAUGAAAGAGAUUUACUUUCCUGAACCCAACAAUGAUGAAGAUGGAUGCCUGGUAUCCCAUGAUGUGAUUAUCACCACUCCAGUAUACCCGUUGCAGGACUGCUGCUUAAUGUUGAUUCGCAAACUGGUAAAGCAGAAAGACUACAGGAAACUGGAAAUCCCAGAGUCACUAAGGAAAGAUCUCUCGAUUGCACCCAGUCUGGAAAAGGAACUUCAACAAUAUAAUAAAUAAGACUCUUUGUACAUUGUACUAAUUAUGUUUGGUUACAUAAUUAAAAUGUUAAAGUUGCACAUGGAAAUGCAUAUCCUCUACAGCAAAUCUGGAGGCAAACAGGUUUGUUAAUACCAGUCAAUUAAAAUAGACACUUUAUAGAGCUUGUUUUCAAUGCAAACAAUUUGAACAUCAAUUAUCGUGAUAUUAACAAUACUUUGUUUAGCCCUGAUUAUUUAUUGUACUGAAAAAUGAUUAUCAGCAAUUGUAUUCAGUCGUAUUUCUGACAGUCAUCUAUACUUAAAAAAAGAUCAGCGGUGUUCUGUCCUUCUCUCUUCCUGUAGACAACCGAUGUGUCCAUAAAGAGAUGCUGGGGAGCUGUUAAGUGCCAGGUAAUAAACUGGGCACCGGAAAAUGAUUUCAAUUCAGACCUGCCUUCUAUUAAGAGAGAAACUAACAAGUAAUGGGAGUUAAAAUAUGAAUGAAAAUGACAUUAUUGUCCAACCCAGCUGUACAGUACAUCGCAGCAGUGAUGACUGGUAUUGUUAAUAGCAAGACCUCUAGCAUCUCAAUGUCUCUCCUUUACAACCUAAUACUGUCCUGGCUGUGUAUGGGACCAUGCUCCUAAAUAGCUCUAUAAAAUGGAACAGAAAACAUAUGGAUUCGGUAAACUAUAUACUGUAUAUAUAUUGUGCCUAAAUCGUGUAAAGCUUUGUAUGUAAAUAAUAAAAAAUCAAUGUAAAUGCUUAUUAUAAA